This is a messenger RNA of Cylindrotheca closterium, 705 nucleotides long. Lineage: Eukaryota; Bacillariophyta; Bacillariophyceae; Bacillariales; Bacillariaceae. The record is from the annotation of a GenBank genome assembly.
AUGUCCACAAUCAGCGUCCUUCUCAUCAUUCUGAUAUUGGUUAACAUGACUUUCUUUGGCAGUGCCUUGUCAUCCUCGUCCUCGUCAUCAAAGAAGAACAAGACCUACCGAUAUUUUGGAUAUGGUUCCAACGUCUUGGUUUCCACCAUGAAGGCUUUGCGCCAGAUUCAACCAUUGGAUGCUACCGCGGCAGUCUUGCCCGACUACGAAUUGCGAUUUGACGGGUCGGAAUCCUCAAGGCUGGUGGAACCCUCGGCGGCCUUUGUGAAUGCUGCAACAGGAAAACAGGUGCACGGCGUGUUGUAUACCUUGUCGGCGGAGGAUUUUGCCAAGGUGGGAAGGACCGAAGGAGUUCCCUUUGCGUACCGAUGGCAAAAAUGUCAAGUGUAUCCCUAUGUCGGCAAUGGCAAAGAGGCUGGAAAGGAGGCCAUGGAGAGUGCUAAUGAUGCUGCUGCAGCUAGUAGUAGUCAAAGAACAACAGACACCUAUGUCUUGAUAUCGCCCAAUUUGGGAGAACGAAACAUUCCACCUAGUUCCUCCUACCUAGGAUUGAUCAAAGAGGGUGCUGCCAAAUGGAAAUUCGAUCAGGCGUAUCAAGAGGAGUUGGCAAGCAUUGAGGAAGCCAAGAAUCUCAUUAUUCCACAAGGUCUGUCAGGAUUGUUACUCAAGGUGGCAGAAGCGGCGACUGGAACCAAGCGAGAAUAA